UCACCCGAGCGAGCAACACACCUGUGAUCCGGACAGCCUCUACCAGCAACAACAUGAGCGAAUCAGCGGAGGAGGUGGCCGCCAGCCUCAAAAGCCGAAGAAAUGUCACCAUUGAGAUCACAAACCUCACCAAUAGCUACUGCCUAAUUGAACCCAGAGUUUUCCUGGAAAGUGGCUGCUGCGUGAGCCCGCCCCAGCCCACCGUGCGCCCGCUGAAAACCGAGGUGUGCAACUUCAGCAAGACCGGCGUCAAAGCCACCGGGGCUGUGGGGGUCCUGACCUACGACCUGUUUGAGAGGAACAGCAACAGCGCCAAAGAGAAAAUAGCCAUAAUGUUCUCCGUGCCCUACGACUACAACAUGUACAAGAACUGGAUGGCCUUGGGAAUCUACAACGUCGACAAAGAGUGCAACGAGGCUCUGUAUAAAGAGAUGUAUUACAGCAAAGAGCAGACAGGCUUCGUGAGGCAGGAGGCCCGGGGCUCGGGCCUCACGUUUGAGGGCAAGACCUUGGACAUCAAGGCGACCAUGUCCCCGAUGGGCAAGGCCAUGUUGAAGUUAGAGGUGUGGGACAAACUCUUCACCCCAAUGAUGCAACAGCAAUCGUACUAAGCCAGGGAUUCAUUUCUUGACUAAAUAAUCCAGUUGAAGUGUCUAGCUUUUUGUGCACUUGUGCUACUGUACCAUCCAUCAUCAUGCAAUAA
Molecule: messenger RNA, 703 nt
Organism: Perca flavescens (yellow perch)
Lineage: Eukaryota; Metazoa; Chordata; Actinopteri; Perciformes; Percidae
Product: DELTA-stichotoxin-Hcr4a
Exons: 3
Coding region: 54-611 (185 amino acids)
Biological process (GO): cytolysis in another organism; pore complex assembly; monoatomic cation transport
Cellular component (GO): pore complex
Molecular function (GO): channel activity
Source: RefSeq, a predicted model, not a curated record